CUUGGACUUGAAUUCUUUAAAACAUGGCUUUGUUCUAAUUUGUAUUUUGCUCCCAAUGGCUGUUUCUUCUUGGUCUCCUAUCUUGUCCCCAAUCCUCGUGUCACCUUCGUUUUCUGCGCAUCGAAACCCUAAUUCCCAUUUCAGUAUUCCAAGAACCCGACCUUUGGUUGUGGUGGCUUCGUCGUCCGAAGAUGAUAUUUCUUACCGGAAACCCACCAAACUGGUUACCUUUUUGGGUAAAGGCGGAUCUGGCAAGACCACCACUGCCGUAUUUGCUGCUCAGCAUUAUGCUAUGGCUGGUCUUAGUACAUGCUUAGUGAUACAUUCCCAAGACCCUACCGCUGAAUAUCUUCUAAAUUGUAAGAUCGGAACUACUCCUGUCACAUGUGGCAAGAACCUCUCAGCUGUUAGGUUGGAAACCACUAAAAUGAUUCUUGAACCUCUCUAUCGGAUGAAGCAAGCAGAUGCCCGUCUUAAUAUGACCCAAGGAAUUCUUGAAGGGGUGGUGGGAGAAGAGCUUGGGGUCCUUCCUGGGAUGGAUCCUAUAUUUUCAGUAUAUAUGCUCGAGAAGCUUGUAGGACUCUUUGGGAUUGUGGGUAAAAGAAAUCAUCAAAAAGAUAAAUUUGACAUAAUAGUAUAUGAUGGUAUUAGCUCUGAGGAAACUUUACGGAUAAUAGGUGCCCCCAGUAGAGCAAGACUUUACUUGAAAUAUUGGCGGAGUGUGGCCGAGAAGACGGAUAUUGGGAGGUUGGCUGGUCCUUCACUUUUGAGACUUGUCAGAGAAGCCCUGAAUUUAAGCAGUGGUGGGUCCCAUAUCAAUGGGAAAAUGAGUGCAGAAAUAUGGGACACUGUGGAACGAGCUCUGGAGAGAGGAUCUUCUGCAUUUUUAGUACCACAGAAGUUUGGCUGCUACCUUGUGAUGGACGCCAACAAUCCAGCCUCUGUGAGUUCUGCUUUACGCCAUUGGGGUUGUGCCAUCCAAGCUGGUGCACAUGUUUCUGGUGCAUUUUGUGUCACUCCUUCACAUUCUUCGGUAGAAUUGGCUAGAAUAGUUGAGGACCUUUCACCAUUGCCGUUUGCUUUGCUUCCAUAUCUCUCAUCGAGUUAUCCCCUGGAUUGGAAUUCAAUAGUUACAAAUGUUCUCAGCAAAGAUGCAAGAGACCUUCUUUCUGUACCAGGAAGUCAAAGCAGCAGUCAUAUGCCAUACAUUCAGUUUGAUCGGGUCAAAAAAUCUGUAACUCUUCUCUUGCCGGGUUUUGACAAGUCAGAUAUAAAGCUAUAUCAAUAUAGAGGUGGAUCCGAAUUGCUGGUGGAAGCAGGGGACCAAAGACGCGUUAUUCGUCUACCUCUUGAAGUUCAAGGAAAGGUGGGAGGUGCUAAGUUUAUAGAUAGAAGUCUUGUUAUCACAAUGCGAUAGUGUACUUCAUUGCAGCUGCAGUCUUGUGUGGCUUGUGUGUAAAGAGGUAUGAGAGAGAGAGCAUCACAUAUUGUGUUGAGCUGUAAUGCACCAUGUUAACAAUUUGUAUUCCAGUAGGCCAUGCUAUGCACAAUGCUAAUGGCUCGCUCCCUACAUGUUGCCAUAAGGUAUGCUACACAUUUUGCUAGCC
Molecule: messenger RNA, 1607 nt
Organism: Malania oleifera
Lineage: Eukaryota; Viridiplantae; Streptophyta; Magnoliopsida; Santalales; Ximeniaceae
Exons: 7
Coding region: 56-1417 (453 amino acids)
Source: RefSeq, a predicted model, not a curated record